CAGGCACGUUAAUGCUGGCUUUAAAUAGGAAGACGACGAGACAGUUGUGAGUCUGAAUUAACAGCUUCGAAGUGAAAGAUCUUUACGCUUCAGAAAACAACAAUGAUGAUCCAGGUUACAUUACUGAUGCUUUGCUGUUGCAUGUGCUCUAUCAAAGGUCAAUCUUUAUACGAUGAAAUCAUUUCUAAAGCCGCCGCAAUACGUUCGAAUGGAGGACCGACGCCGUACGGUCAUUCGAUGCAGAAGGUCCCCGGACCGGGAUCAUUUACAGGCCCGCAGCAACUGCCCAACAUUGGAUCACGAAUACCUUUCACGGUCACAUCAACGAAUCACUAUAAUCUGGCGGGACGCCAGAGCGGACUGGUCGAUAUUGAUGGCAAUAACGGUCACAUGGGUUCGUCUAUCGAUGAAUACCAGCCCAUGGGAGGCUAUAGCGCUGGCUUCACGUCCGGUGGGACAGCACCACAUUAUCCAUUCACGACAUACAAUGCGUCACCGCUCGUUGAGAGGGGGCCCUUUUCCUCGUUGUUUGGAAGUCGUCUUAACAACCAGCGGUAUCCCGCUCCAGCUUAUUACUCAGAUGGGGCAUUCGCAGUCAGUUCUGAUGACGCAUUCGAACAGGACGACGACUACCUGCAACUAGGUCCUAGCCAUCGAGACGUGGUCAGCUCCAAUAGUCCGAUUUACGACAGUCAGUCGAGCUCCGAACUUGACGAUUAACCAUAUUCUUGCAACUGUUCCAUAUUGCGCAUGACGAAAUGAGCAGUAUUGUUGCUAAUCUCUUUUCGUACAUGUAUUUCUUGUUUAUGUUUUAUUUCGUCGUUCAAUUUUAGACGAUACCCGGGCCUGUGCAAAUUAUUUCAUUUUAGUUCUUAUUUAUAAAUAAAUACUUGUUAAAUGUUUUUUACUCAUUGUGUGUAUAAAUACAAUUAUUAUAUGUAUCUUUAUA
This is a messenger RNA of Dreissena polymorpha, 949 nucleotides long. RefSeq lists its product as uncharacterized. The transcript has 2 exons. The record is from RefSeq and is a predicted model, not a curated record. Bases 103 to 720 code for a protein of 205 amino acids. Lineage: Eukaryota; Metazoa; Mollusca; Bivalvia; Myida; Dreissenidae.